Alosa alosa (allis shad) is the source of this 1803-nucleotide messenger RNA. It is a transcript of the gene sncga, whose product is annotated as synuclein, gamma a. The transcript is spliced from 6 exons. Gene Ontology annotation, cellular component: neuronal cell body; cytoplasm; axon terminus. Gene Ontology annotation, biological process: chemical synaptic transmission; synapse organization; synaptic vesicle endocytosis. Gene Ontology annotation, molecular function: cuprous ion binding. Lineage: Eukaryota; Metazoa; Chordata; Actinopteri; Clupeiformes; Clupeidae. The record is from RefSeq and is a predicted model, not a curated record. The coding region runs from base 329 to 685 and encodes 118 amino acids.
UGCUCUUCUUGUAAAGGGUGUCCCAAUCUGUCAGUUCUCAGAGAGCCCAGCCCACUCUCAUAAGAGCAGCCCUCACACACGGACGCAAACACUCUCUCUCUCUCACACACACGCACACACUCACUCUCUCUCUCUCUCACACACAAAUACAUCCUCACGCAGUGGCACACAAACUGAGAGUUCCAGAGACUGUCUGCCCCUCACCACUGCUGGCGACGGAAAAAACACUCGCACUCCGACAGGCAAGCUCUCCAGCGCUCUCUGCACCGACACGCUCGCUCACACUCACACGCACACACACAUAAAGAACCUGCACCGGUGGUCCAUAAUGGAUGUACUGAAGAAAGGCUUCUCCAUUGCUAAGGAGGGCGUGGUGGCGGCAGCUGAGAAGACCAAGGCGGGUGUGGAGGAAGCGGCCGCUAAGACUAAAGAGGGGGUCAUGUACGUUGGAACGAAGACCAAGGAAGGAGUGCAGUCAGGUGUAAACACAGUUGCCCAGAAGACAACUGAUCAGGCUAAUACUGCGACUGACGCAGCAGUGGCCGGUGCCAACGAAGUGUCAGAGAAGGCAGUGGAGGGCCUGGAGCAGGCCGUGGCAGCAACCGGCCUGGAGGAUCCAAUGGCUGAGGUGGAGAUCACCAAAACAGAAGAGGGUGCCGAGGAGGCUGCUGAGGUGGCACAGUAGGUGAGAGAGCAGGAGAUGAGGAGGGGAGAGAAAGAGGAGAGAAGGGUUUAAAUGUUGUACUCCAGGAUCCCUUCCCCACCCCAUGUCACCUCUUCGGUUAGGAGGAAAACAUCUGCUGGCAACCCCAUGCCUGCUGUUCAGUUCAUUACCGUCAUGCAAAGGACACCGGAGCUGAUUUGUCUACUACUUUACUAUUGUUAUGUAGUUUUUUUAUUUAUAUGCAACACACAGACACACACACACACACAAUGCAAACAUUUUUACCUCAGCCCCCAUCAUGUGCAAACACACACACACAGACACUGACAAUGUUACUGACAGACAAGCUUAUAUAUAAGAGAAACCAGCCCAACCAACACUAAGACACGCAUGACACCCCCGUGACAGACAACUACUGUAUGGGGGCAGACGCCUAGCCAUGUUCACGGUCACACAACGUGGCUCAACCUUUCCCCUUUCCCUUUGGUGUAUACGCUGUCAGCUAGAGUAGUUCCUGCCAUUCAGCAGUGAAGAUAACGCAUAACAUUGUACAUAUGCUGUCGCUGUGUGAGGUUUGCUGAUUAAGCCAUUGAAGUGAAGGCCUGUCUUGUCUGGGUUAGACAUUAUGAGUGUCACUAAGGAGGUUCAAUGAAGGAAAGGAAUACUAGCAGAACCACAGGGCUCUAAGGCCUAACUACUCUAGAACCGAGCAUAAAACUUGAAACCAUAUGACUGUGUUUGGUGUAGGAGCUUUGAUGUAUUGCCGGAGGGUUGACAUCUAGGGAUGGCUGGGAUGAAUAUUAGCUGUGAAAUGUUUUGUCAGUAGAUGAGACGUGCUCCUGUUUACUGAGAAAAUGACUUAGGUCAGCUGCUGUGAGAGACAGUCCAACACUGACACUGAAGAGUUUCCUCUUAUUCUAAUUCAGGGGGCCAAAUAUCUUUUCACUAAUCUUUGUUUUAAGCCAUACACAAGGCUCCAUUAGCUUUUAUUCUACAUACAUAAACAUAAACCCACACAGGUACACACACAACCUCAAUAGACGAUUGCUUGACUCAUCUAGUCCAUAACCUGUCACUGAACCAGACCUCUGAUUUUAUAAACUGGAACUUCAAUAAAGACCAUUUUGUUUAAUUCCAAA